This is a messenger RNA of Leptomonas pyrrhocoris, 1618 nucleotides long. RefSeq names its product putative mitochondrial A/G-specific adenine glycosylase. Bases 86 to 1618 code for a protein of 510 amino acids. The record is from RefSeq and is a predicted model, not a curated record. The transcript has a single exon. Gene Ontology annotation, biological process: base-excision repair; mismatch repair. Lineage: Eukaryota; Euglenozoa; Kinetoplastea; Trypanosomatida; Trypanosomatidae. Gene Ontology annotation, cellular component: nucleus. Gene Ontology annotation, molecular function: 8-oxo-7,8-dihydroguanine DNA N-glycosylase activity; oxidized purine DNA binding; adenine/guanine mispair binding.
GUGCCACAAUGCUGACACAGCAAGACACGCACUUCCCUUCUAUUGCCGGAAAAACACGACUGCCAGCAACUCGUCAGAAGUAGCAAUGUCCCGCCGUCCCACUGUAAAGCGCAUCGACCCGCAUGAGUGGCGCACUCCAACGCGCGUUGGCGCAACGUGCGCGUUUUACCGUGCAAUCCAGGAGGAUGUGAUUGCCUGGUGGCGCAGAAAUCAACGCACAGACCUCCCGUGGCGGCCGGCCACCGGGGCUGAGACGUCUUCGUUAUCUUCUUCCAAGAGCGUCGCAGGAAGUUCGAGCAGUGUGGCGGCCCGCACGCCUCUCUACAACCCGUAUGAGGUGUGGGUGUCUGAGGUCAUGUCUCAGCAGACGCGGAUGGAAACUGUGAUACCGUACUUCAACAAAUGGAUGGACAAGUUCCCUACGAUCGAAGCGCUGGCUGCGGCCUCUGAGGAUGAGGUGAGGGCGGUGUGGGCGGGCAUGGGCUACUACCGCCGUGCCCUCUACUUGCAUAAGGGGUCGCAAUACCUGCUUGAGUGGCGUCGCCGACAGCCCAGCGACAAAUGCUCACGCACGUCCGCCGCUUCCAUGCCGUCGACGCAGCAGGAGCUUCUGAAGGUGCCGGGCAUUGGCCCGUACACGUCUGCUGCCGUGGCGUCCCUGUGCUUCGGCGAGGCGGUCUGCUCCGUUGACGGAAACGUGAUUCGCGUUCUCAGUCGCCUCCGCGGCGAGCGUGGGUUUGAUCCCAAGGUGCCGGCGAACGUGAAGCGGGCGUGUGGGUGGGGACAGGAGUUGAUGGGCAACACCCCCCAGACCGCCUCCGUCGUCUGCGGAGACCCCAGUGCCUUGAAUCAAGGUCUGAUGGAGUUGGGGUCGUCGGUGUGUCGCCCUGGUGGUGCUCCGCUGUGCUCUUCUUGUCCAUUGCGGGCGCACUGCUGUGCCUACGCGUUGCUGCAGUCUGGCGAGAUCGACGCCAUCGAGGGUUUUAUCCCCAUACGGGCGGCUGCGGCUGCCAAGCGGUGUGCCAAGGAGAUAUCUGUAGUGCACGAGGUCGUCGAGGAUGCGGCGGCAGCGUCAGAGGCGAGCCAGCGGCGCUUCGUCGUCGUGCGGCGGCCUCCAACUGGGCUGCUCGCAGGCAUGUUAGAGUUUCCAACUGUGAGCGCCGCUGCCGAAGAUGGCGGAGCGAAAGCGGGACCAGCGCUGCAAGAGCACCCCUUGUGUGCUCUUCCCCUAUUGCGAAGCAGCAAGGAGGCGCCGCUAAAUGUGAAGACUUGCGGAAGCAUCCGUCACAUUUUUAGCCACAUCGACAUGGAUGUGGAGGUGUUUCACGUGCAGUGGCCGGCUCAGAUAAAUGUACCUGAACUUCUGCGCGCUGUUGCGAGCGUCGUCGACGAACGUCAUGCUGACAGUGAGUGCAAUCCGUUUCCUGCGGCAACGCGCAUCUUUUUCAUGUCCGAAGCCGAGCUGAAAGCAGGCGCACCCAGUCGUCUUAUGCUGAAGGUGCUCCAUCAGGUCUCCUCACACGAGGUGAAACGCAAGCGGAGUGCGGCACCACAGGAAGCAAGCGUUCUAUUCAGCCCCUCACCUACAACGGCGUCAAAGAAGCGUGCUUGCCGUUGA